AACAAAGCUUAAGUGCCAAAAAAGGGGGUCUGGAGUUCUUCUAGGCUUUGUAAGGUCAGGGGCAUUGAGUUUUGGGCUUCUGCAAUGUCAGGGGCGUGGGCAACAGGAGUGGCAACAAGGUUGAUUGGCACCAGGGCUUGGAUUGCUAGCGACAAGGAGAGUACAAUAGCAUGGAUAGCGGGCGCCAUCUGCUCUCUGGAUUGCGGUGGCUGUAGAGUGUCUGAAGCAGACACUACUAGAAAACCACCACGUUAUGGCUGUUUUCAUAGCGGCAGCCCCUAUGGGCACUACGCUAUGGCUGUUAUAGCGCCAUAGCGGGCGCUAUUGACAACACUAGUUGUCAUUUCAUUUUUGGAAAAGAGAAGUUUCAUUUUUUUAAACUCCUACUGGCAUUAAAGAGCUUAAUAGUGAGUUUUCAUGUUCAUAGAUUCCAAGAACUCCCUGUCUUCUUUCCUCAAUUCCUAUAAAUAUGAAAUAGUCAUAACAACCUUUGUUUUUAUAAUAAUAGUUAUUAUCUUAGUAAUUUUAAUGUUUUCUCUUCUGUUCAGUUGGUGCUACCCAAGCUGCUGUGGAUGCUGGAUUUGUUCCCACUGACAUCUAUAGGUUAACCAUCAUUGUAAAUAGAUUGCUUUGAAGAAGUCUGGUUUUGAUAUCACCUAUCUUCAACCAAACAAAAAUGGGCGAAAUAGAAAAGAUUUGAUAGAAUAAAUGGUCAAUUGUGCAGAGUUUUAGUGCAAGUAUGCAAAACAAACAAUUAACAUGGAGUGCUUGAACACAUUACUUUCUUUUUCAUACCAUUCUGUCUGGAACUUCACAUUCUGUUUGAAAAACAUAAAAAUAUCUUCGUGUUAGGAUGCAAAUUUCACGAAAAUUUCACCACAUCGCAAUUGAACCAAAUGUGAAAUGGCUUGAAAGACCUUUAUAUCAGUUGGUCAAACUGGAAAAAUUGUGGCCCCAGAAGGAUACAUAGCAUUUGGUGUUUCAGGAGCCACCAACAUUUAGCUGGCAUGAAAGAUUCAAAGUUAACAAACAUGCAGAUGCUCCCAUUUUCCAGAUAUCCUAGACUUCUACCAUGUGCAUUGAGCAUUCUCGUGAUUAAUUAACUCUUGAAAUGACGGUAGCUGAUGAAGUGAUGCCAGAGUUGUGAGAGAAGCUUCCCAAGAAAAAUUGGGCCUUCCUGCUGCUGCUCCCACCUUUGAAUAAUGUAAUGUAGUGUCCUGUAUUUUGCUCUGCUUCACUUCUUUGGUAAAAUAAACGGUUUUAGGAAAUACUGGAAUUGCUUCUUUGAUGAAGUGUUAACUAAAGUUACAUGCACUGC
Messenger RNA from Rubroshorea leprosula, 1318 nucleotides. Lineage: Eukaryota; Viridiplantae; Streptophyta; Magnoliopsida; Malvales; Dipterocarpaceae. The record is from the annotation of a GenBank genome assembly.